Ictalurus punctatus (channel catfish) is the source of this 4049-nucleotide messenger RNA. Its product is annotated as tripartite motif-containing protein 16. Gene Ontology annotation, molecular function: zinc ion binding; protein binding. The transcript is spliced from 7 exons. Bases 890 to 2608 code for a protein of 572 amino acids. The record is from RefSeq and is a predicted model, not a curated record. Lineage: Eukaryota; Metazoa; Chordata; Actinopteri; Siluriformes; Ictaluridae.
UUGGUUCCGCGCAUGCGCAGUCCCGUCUGAAUUUUGAAACAGAAUGGCGGUGUUGCUAGAAACAACAUUAGGCGACAUCGUAGUGGAUUUAUACACCGAGGAAAGACCAAAAGAUUUCGACUCGUGCCUGAGUGUGAUGCUGGUGUGGACUGACACUGAACUGUGUGCUGAGGAAGAAAGGGAUUCAGCUUCAAAAUGGAGUUCUGGCUGUUUUUAGCCCUGCAGGUUUCACUAACACAGAGUGUAUGAAGGACUCGAUUUAAAUCGAAUCGCAUGCAGACACAAAGCUGAAGAAGAGGAAAGAACGGGAUUUUUUUUUUACUGCCUAAUGAUACAGAAAGGAUGAAUACUUUGUUCAAUUACACUGAGGUGAUCAGCUCCCUUUCCUGAGUGCUGUUCCUCCAUCAGAGUUAAAGACAAGUCCUCAGUCUAUAUAUAUAUAUAUAUAUAUAUAUAUAUAUAUAUAUAUAUAUAUAUAUAUAUAUAUAUUUAUUUAUUUAAAUCACAUGACCAAGAAAGACACGUCACACAAAUAGUGUUGAAUUUUAACAAAUUAAAAUCAUGCUUGAUUUUUCUCUUUCGAUCUGUCUUUAUUGUCAUUAAUGAUAAAAAAACUGUGUUGGUUAGAGAAGGAGUUCUGUAACAUGCAGAAAUCAGUCUAGUGUUUAGUUUUUUAAUAUAAUGAUGGUCUGAAUCUGAAGGAAGAAAUGGUUAAAAGAGGAGUGUUUUAUAAUCUCUCCGUCUUUGUGCUCCUCCUCCAAAACCACCUCCUCAUACACACAGAGAACCAGGAAGUUCAUUUCAAAGGAAACUAAACUCAGAGUUCAGUGCACUGUGUCUCUCUCUCUCUCUCUCUUCUCGCUAUCUGUCAGUGUGUGAGUUCAGGAAAAUGGCCGAGGCCAGUAUUUCAGUAGAUCAGCUUUCAGUGGAUCAGUUCAGCUGUCCAGUGUGUCUGGAUCUACUGAAGGAUCCGGUGGCGGUCCACUGUGGUCACAGUUUCUGUAAGGUGUGUAUUAAUGACUGCUGGGAUCAGGAAGAUGAGAGCGGACUGUAUCGCUGUCCUCAGUGCAGUGACACUUUCACUCCGAGGCCUGUUCUACGCAGAAACAACAUGCUGGCUGAAGUGGUGGAGAAACUAAAGAAGACUGAAGUCCAAGCUGCUUCUCCUGCUCACUGUUACGCUGGACCUGGAGAUGUGGAGUGUGAUUUCUGCACCAGGAGAAAAAACAAAGCCGUCAAGUCCUGUCUGAUGUGUCUGGCCUCCUUUUGUGAAACUCAUCUGAAACCUCACUAUGAAGUUCCUUCCUGGAAAAAGCACAAGUUAGUCGAAGCUUCUGGAAAUCUACAAGAGAAGAUCUGCUCUGAGCAUGAGGAAGUGUUGAACAUCUACUGUCGUACUGACCAAAGCUUCAUCUGUUAUCUGUGUAUGAUGGAAAAACACAAAAGCCACGACACCAUCUCAGUUAAAGCGUACAGAACUGAAAAACAGAGAGAGUUAAAGGAGGAGCAGAUGAAAUCCCAGCAGAGAAUCCAGGAGAAGCAGAAGAAGGUGCAGGAGCUGAAACAGACUGUGAACACUAUAAAGCUCAGUGCACAGACAGCAGUGGAGGACAGUGAGAGGAUCUUUACUGAGAUGAUCAGCUCCAUGGAGAAAAGGCGCUCGGAGGUGACGGAGCUGAUCAGAGCUCAGGAGAAGGCUGAACUGAGUCGAGCUGAACGACUUCUGGAGCAAAUGGAGCAGGAGAUCGCUGAUCUUCAGAGGAGAGUCACUGAGCUGGAGCAGCUUUCACACACACACGAUCACCUCCACUUCCUCCAGGAAAUAAAGGUUUUAGUCUCCGGCCAUCGCUCGACCGAAAUUAUUAGACCAGGUUUUCAGUCUGAUCUCCGUGAGGACUCACGCAGCAUCACUGUCAGUAAACAUCUCUCAUUUGAUGGAGUGAGGGAAUCUCUCUCUGCUCUGAAAAAGAGACUCGAGGAAUUCUGCCUCGAGGAAUUCAUCAAAAUCCCUGAACUUGCUGCAGCAGUUCAGAUCAUUUUAGAACCAAAGAGCAGAGAAUAUCGUCUGCAGUAUUUCUGUGAUCUGACUCUGGAUCCCAACACAGUAAAUUAUUACCUCAUUCUGUCUGAGAAGAACAGAGCGGUGACACGCAGUGAGAGAAAGCAGCAGUACUCUGAUCAUCCAGAGAGAUUUGACUCCUACACUCAGGUGUUGAGUAAGGAGAGUGUGUGUGGACGCUGUUACUGGGAGGUGGAGUGGAGCGGUGUGAGAAGUGUGUCCAUAUCAGUCUCAUAUAAAGACAUCAGAAGGAAAGGACGGGGUAAGGAGCGUUGGUUUGGAUGCAACGAUCAGUCCUGGAGUCUGUGGUGUUCUUCUUCUUCUUCUCUCUCUUUCUGUCAUGACAACAUUGAGACUGGGCUCGGAGUUCCACCACCCUCCAGAAUAGGAGUGUAUGUGGAUUACAGUGCAGGAACUCUGUCCUUCUACAGCGUCUCUGACACGAUGAAGCUCCUCCACAGAGUCCACACCACAUUCACUCAGCCUCUAUACGCUGGGUUCUGGCUCGACUCUUUGGGAUCAACUGUGAGAUUAUGCGAUCCAAAAUAAAAUAUCACUAAUGUGAUUUUAUUGAAUUAAAAUGAGCAACUUUACUUUUUUAUAUCAAGCUUAAUUCCAAUGUAAUAUGAGGCAUUUAUUUGUGAUUUCCCAAUUUUCCUUUAUAACGUUAGAUCUUUCUUUUAGAAGAUUUUAAUGUUAUACAGUAGUGUUGGAAAGUUUGUGAACCCUUUAGAAUUUUCUAUGUAUCUGAAUAUGUCCUAAAACAUUAUCAGAUUUACACAAGUCCUAAAAGUAGAAACUAUUACGUUUAUCUGCACUUAUUGCUGCACAAGGGGGUCACACCACAUACUGACAGCAAAGGUGUAUAUCUGUGAGUCGCAAAAGUAUGUGCACCUUUGCUGUCAGUAUGUGGUGUGACCCCCUUGUGCAACAAUAAGUGCAGAUAAACGUUUGCGGUAACUGUUGAUCAGUCCUGCACAUCGUAUUGGAGGAAUUUUAUCCCAGUCCUCAGUACAGAACCGCUUCAACUCUGGGAUGUUGGUGGGUUUCCUCACAUGAACUGCUUGCUUCAGGUUUUUCCACAACAUUUCUAUUGGAUUAAGGUCAGGACUUUGACUUGGCCAUACUAAAAUUUAUUAUUUUUUAACCGUUCUUUGGUAGAGUGACUUGUGUGUUUAGGAUCGUUGUGUUGCUGCAUGACCCACUUUCUCUUGAGAUUCAGAUCACGUACAGAUGUCCUGACAUGUUCCUUUAGAAUUCGCUUGAAUAAUUCAGAAUUCACUGUUCCUUCAAUGUUGGCAAACCGUCUUGGCCCAGAUGCAGCAAAACAUCCCCAUACCACGAUACUACCACCACCAUGUUUCACAGAUGGGAUAAGGUUCUUAUGUUGGAAUGUAGUGUUUUCCUUUCUCCAAACAUAAUGCUUGUCAUUUAACCCAAAUAUUAUAUUUUGGUCUCAUCCAUCUACAAAACAUUUUUUUCAGUUGCCUUCUGGCUUCUCCAUAUGAUCUUUAGCAAACUGCAGAGGGGCAGCAAUGUUCUUUCUCCUUGCAACCCUGCCAUGUACACCAUUGCUGUUCAGUGUUCUCCUGAGGGUAGGCUCAUGAACAUUAACAUUCGCCAACGUGAGGUCCCUCACUCACACCUGAUCAUCAUCCCAUUGAUUGAAAACACCUAAAUAUAAUAUCACCUUCAAAUUAACUGCUAAUCCUAGAGAUUCACAUACUUUUACCACUCACAGAUAUGUACUAUUGGAUCAUUAUAUAAUAUUUUUGUCUUAUUUGUUUAAUUGGGUUCUCUUUAUCUACUUUUUAGGACAAAAUCUGAGGAUGUUUUCGGUCAUAUUCUGCUUCAAUACUGUGUUAAAAUCCAUGCUGGUCUACUCAUUAAUCUUACAUAUGAAUCAUCAUGACUGUACUUAUACUGUAUCUAUUCAUUUGGAUGGAUUCUUGGAUAACUAAAUAAAAAAUAUAUUUGAAUAUGUGUUAAA